AUGAAUCAAUAUAGUCUGCAAUCAACUAUAUCAAAUCCAUUGGAUUUAAUAAAUGAUUUAUUAUCAUUUGAAAAUGAUGAAAACAAUAAUUUAAUUCAAAUCUUAGGGAUAAUAAGACCAUCAAAAUCUUCCCAAACUUCAAUUACUUCAUUAGUUAGAGGUUUAUUUACAAAGAAUAAAAAUUUAUUAAAAGUUUUAAAUGGGAAUUUGAAAUUAUUUGAUGAUUCAACUAAUGGUAAUGAUGAUAAACAAGUAUUUAAGAGUUUCGUUAAUGAUUUCAUUUUAUGGAUUAAUGAUGAUAUUUUAUUAUUAUUUGAAAAAUAUAGUCAAUGUUUACAAUCAUCAGAAUUUGUUGAUCACGAUUCAACUUACUUCAAUAAACCAAUCUUACACCUUUUGAAUUAUAUUUCUUUCAUUGAAAGUUCAGUUAAAUUGAUAAGAAAUCCUUAUGUCUUAGAACAAUUGAAUAAAUUUUCAUCGGAUUGUAAACAAAUAGUUGAUAGUUAUACUAAUUAUAUGGAAAAUUCAAUUUUAAAUAACAUCAACUUCAAUAAUGUGCAAAUAUUUGGUGACUUACAUAAUAAUAAUGUUUGUAGUUAUUUCAAAUUAACUCAAAUAGUCGAAAGAACUAGAAGUUCUAGUUUAGUGAUUAAAAACUUAAAAUCUAAACCUGAAGUGGAAUUAUUAUUAUUAGAUUUGAAUAAUUCUAUUUCAACUUCCCAACAAUUCAAUGCUUUGGCUUUAAUUGCUAUUUCAGGUAAUUCAAGAUACUUGAUGUUCCCACCUUUCAGAAUCAAUGAAGUUUCAUUAUCUUAUAGUAAAACCAAUUGUCAAAUAAUCUUAAAAUCAAUUAAUUUUACUAAAUCUUCCAAUCUUGUUAAUGAAAAAAUUGUCAUUUCAUGUCCUGAUGAUGAUUUCUUAGCUAAUUGGAUCAAAAAAUUGUCAUUAAUCUUCCCAUUAGAUGAUCCAGAAUCUCCAUUAAAUUCAAACUUUUUGAUUAAAUUAAGUGAAAGUGAUAACAAUUUGAAAAUGUCUGGUUUAGGUAUUGAUAUGUCAUCUGAAGAUAUUCAAAUGGAAGAAUCUGAAACCAAAUCACCUGAAAAACCAGCAUUCAAAGAACUUAUUAAUUCUCCAACUUUGAAACCAAAUGAAUGGGUUGCACCAUCAAUUUCAACUCCAGAUUCUGAUUCAUCUAAUGAUCUUUCAUCCUUUGAAUUAGUUAAACCUCAAACUAAAGUUAUUGCAUCUCAUAAUUCAUCACCUGCAUCUUCAGCAGGUUCAGUUUCUUCCGUUAGAGAUCCAAUAAUUGAAAUUAAUAACUUUUCUUCACAACAUGACAUUCAUGUUCAAAAUAUUCGUUCAGGUGUUAUUUCUGAAAGUCAACAAAUUCAUGAUAGACCUGUUUCAUCAUCAGCUGAAAUUGAAACUGAUUCAGUUAUUGAAGAUAAAGAAAAUUUCCAACCUUCAACUCCACUUUCUCAUCAUGGUAAUCAUUCAGUUCCUGAAUUAUCAUCAAAAUCAAAAGUUUUUCAAUUGUCGACUGGUUCAGCAAUUGAUAUUUCAAACUUUGGUAAAAGUCAUAAUCCUUCAUUCAGUGUUCAUCGUGGAUUAAAUGAAAUGAUUCAACAAAAUGAAAGACCUAAAUCAAAAUUUUUUGGAAUGUUUAAAAAACCAAAUAAAACUCCAAAAAUUCAACAAGCUGAUAUUUUACCUGAUCCAACUUUCAAACCAACUAAUCCUAAAAAUUUAAGAAUCAAUACUGAUGCUGGCAUUGAGUCUGAUUCUGACACAAUUCCUUUAUCUGCUUCAUCAGUCACUUCUGGUAUGUCUACUAUUUCUCAAGAUAUCAGUAAUUAUAACCGUAGUGCUACAUCAUUAACUCAACAUAAGAAUGCUUCAGGUAGUGCUUUUGCCUUACCAUCUUCAACAUCAACUUAUUUCUUCAAACCUUAUAAAAACACUGCUAAUAACGAAUCAGCUAGUAGUUUACAUGAAGAAUUGGAUUUGGUUAUUCCUCAAGAAUUAAAAGAUGUUAUCAAUGAUGAUUCAACCAUUGAUUUUUAUUUAUCUCCUACUUCACCAAAAUCAAUGAAAGUUUCAAAAUGGAAACCAAAAUAUGGUAAAUGGGAAAUGUUAACUGUUAAUGAAACUGUUUUCUUAAAAUUAGUGGUUAAUUAUGAUUUAGGUAAAAGUUGGAUGUUAGUAUUCAAAGAAGAAUUUGAUGAUAAAUAUAAUGAAGUUAUUGAUAAACCAAUUUUAUUAUUGGAUAUUAGUCAAGAUACUGAUAUUACUCAAAGUUCAGCUUUAGAUGUUCAAAUUUCUUCUAAAAAUUGUAUCACCAAUCAAAGUAUGCUUGUUAUGAUUAGAUGUUUCUCCAAUGAAUUAACUCAAACUAUCGUAUCUCAUGUCAAGAAUGUCAAAGGAGCUAUAAGUCCAAAGAAAUUACUGCAUAAAUCUUCAUCUAAUUCAAUUGGCAAUUCAAGACAAACAAUUGCCUCAUCAAUCAUGGAUGGAGGUAUUACUAGCAAAUCUUCAACUAUGAGCAGUGUUGCUUCAAGUUUAAAAAAUCCAACUGUUGAAAAUAAGAAACAACAACCAUAUGUUUCACAAUUAACGAGAGAUUUUUCAAUGGUUUCCAUUAGUUCGGACGAUAUAAAUAAUGCUACUAUCUUGAAUAAUCCUGAUAAUACUAAAUUGUUGUUAUUGAACCAAAUGACAGUGAGAUUACAAAAGAAAAUCGAUAACGGUGAAAGUUUCACUAGUCCAUCAUCAUGGAAAAUCUUAUCCAUGUAUUCUUUAAGUGUUCAUAUUAUUUCAGAUACUUUCAGUGGUAAUAAUUAUUAUAGUUUCACUUUGGUUAACAAUGAAACUAACGAACAAGAUUAUGGAUGGUUAAUUUGUGAAGAUGAGAAAUUAGAUAGGAUCGAAAGAAUUGGUAAAGCUGGUUUGUUAAUCAAUGCUACAGAUGAUGAUUUAUUUAUGAUAGAAUGUAAAGGUAAAAGGGAAUUCAAAGAACUUUAUGAAGUAUUUUAA
Molecule: messenger RNA, 3033 nt
Organism: Yamadazyma jaroonii
Lineage: Eukaryota; Fungi; Ascomycota; Pichiomycetes; Serinales; Debaryomycetaceae
Source: the annotation of a GenBank genome assembly